AUGUUUGUGGGCAUAAAUCAAAUGAGAUAUAGCGGCAAGAAACGUAAAAAAUCUCUGGAAACAGAAAAACCUGCUGGCACAGAACAAGAAUCGGCAGAUAAAGGUGUCAUGGAACAGCAGCAAAGGAGAGACGAAGAAGAAAAUCAUAUUACGACGAAACCAUUGGGCACGGGUACAGGGGAAAACAGUGAAUGCCAAAAGCAAAUAUCAAAAACGCCAUUGCUCCACUAUGAAAUAGACAAUGGCAAAAGCAGGCCGCCAUUGGCAGAUGGUACAGCCCCACCAACAUCAGCAAUGCAGCAGCAAAAGGAAAACAAAUACCUCCCCUACACCACGUCCAGUAAAAUAUCCUCCUCACCGUCCUCCGGGCAAGCGAACAAACCCACCGUUAUAACAUCACUGGGAAACGUUUACCUUUGUCUGGGUAUAUUGACAUUAGCAUUGGCUUCCCUGGCUGUGUUAUUUUAUUCACAUGUAACCUCCUGCCCCACAUCAUCAGCAUGUUGCCCUUCACCCCUGCCACCCCACAAUAACUGUGUCAAUUGCCAAAAUUCCACAUCAUUGCCAAUAAACCAAGAGGGAGUAACAGAGCAGCAUCAGCUGCCGCCACAUCAUCAUCAGCGCCGUGAUACCCCAACAUUGGCAGGUGAUGCUGAACUUUUCGGUGAAAAUUUCCCCCAAGAUUUUUUAUCAACAAGGACGUCAUCAUCGACAUCAGAAAGAGCAACAUCCGAGUCGUUGUUAUAUCGUGAACGUUUUCGACGGGAAUUACUUGACUCGGAACAUAUGCUCUACUCCAUGGUGGAAAGAAUAUUACAACAGCAGCAACAACAGACAUCUGGAGAAUUGCAACGGAUGCAAGACCACCAUCAAGAUGACGACGAAGGGCAGAACCAUCAUAUAAAUACAAAGCAUAUUUCUUUGGGGAAUGCUGUUGAAGAUCAAAGGCAUAGGGUCUUGGCAGAUUCCUCUGCGGGCCAUGGCAAGGGAGGACCUGGAGUUGUAAAUAAUCAUAACGAGGCCAGCAUAGUCGAUGAUACAAGAAGCACCACCACUUCACCAGUAGAAGUUACGGCCGGCAUUCAGCCGGAUAUUGGCAAUGCAGAGCUUCCCCCGCAAAGUUUCCACCGUCCCCUGGAGAGAAAAUAUAGUGGCAACACUAUUACCAAGGAACCACAAACAAUAGAGGAACUGGUGCAUUAUCAGAAAAGAAUGCGAAGAGAUAUCUCUUCAUCACCGUCAACAUCAAUGCAUGAUCCUUUCAUCGAAUUCUUUACACCCAAUCAUCGCAAAGUCCUGGAGGAACAAGACAAGGAAAUACGCAAACGAACCGGCCAGAAAGGAGCCGCACCGGGUGGUGAUGAAUGGGUGUAUUUGAACACGUAUUGUCGGGUGCCGGAGAAGAUGAUAACCGGUUUUUGUCAAAGUACCCAGGAGUAUUGUCCACCCAGUCCACCAGGGCCGGAGGGUCCUCAGGGACCCAAAGGUCCGACGGGGCCACCUGGUUUACCAGGCAUACCCGGUCCCAAGGGAAAUCGUGGUGAUGUAGGUCUCCCUGGACAACCAGGUGCAGCUGGAGCCAUGGGCCCUGUAGGACCCCGAGGUCCCAAGGGUGACAUUGGCAUACCAGGACGACCUGGCUUGGAUGGUCGUGAUGGUGUUCCUGGAGAACCUGGCUUGGAUGGUGUUCCCGGCCGUGCCGGGGCUGAUGGCAUUCCUGGCAAAGAUGGUGCCCCCGGCCGCGAUGGUAAAGAUGGCAUUAAUGGCAAAGAUGGUCGUGAUGGUGCUCCUGGGCCAAAAGGUUCCCAAGGGCCACCUGGUGAAAGAGGUCUUAAGGGCAUUGCUGGACCUCGUGGACGACCAGGCAAACCUGGCACAAAUGGUACACCAGGUAUCCCCGGUGUAAGUGCCUACAAAGUACAGCUAAAGAACGGCACAUACUUGAAUGAUUUACUGAUACCACCAUCAAUUGCAGAUAUAAAUAUGCCGCGUUCCAUUGCCGUCGAAGAAGGAAAAACAUUAAACGUAAGCUGUGCCGCCAGCGGUAAUCCAAUGCCUCAUGUUGAAUGGCGACGAGAUGACGGUCGAACGAUUAAUGUCCAUGGCGUUGAGAUGUCAUCUAUAAGUGGUCCAUAUCUGAAAUUCACCAAUAUUACCCGUCAUCAAAUGGCUUCGUAUACAUGCUAUGCCGACAAUGGUUUAGCACCCGUGGCCAAUGCAACAUUUUUAAUCGAAGUCCAAUUUCCGCCCAUGAUAUCGGUCUAUAGGCAAAUGAUUUAUGCCGAAUAUGGACGUUCGGCCACAUUGGAAUGCAUUGUGGAAGCAUUCCCCGAGGCUAUACUCUAUUGGGAAAGGGCCUACGAUGGCAGUAUAUUGGAUCGAGGUGACAAAUAUCGAAUUGAAACUAAUCCAGAUGGCUAUCGUACAACAAUGCGUCUGACGAUUACCUCCUUGCGUAAGGAUGAUUUCGGUUACUAUCAUUGUGUGGCCAGGAAUGCACUCAAUACCACAAUGGUUAAUUUUGAAAUUGCACCUCAAGAUCCAAACAGUGAAACACCCUAUGUUGGCAAGGAAAUGAAAACAUAUGGCCAACGUCCACCCGAACAAGAGUGUCCCGUUUGUCCCGAGUGUCCUGAACAGAGUUUAUAUCAAUGUAAGGAUUCGAUUAAUUCCAAUUUCGAAAUUCAACCAGUCGGAAAUGAUAGUUAUCCUGGACUGCCCAAACGCAAAAAGAGUUGCAUUCUGUACGCUGUGGGCAAACCUGUUUUCCACAAAAGUGUUUCCGAACAGCAUGGUUCAUGGCUUAAGGAUCCGGCUGCCAAAGAAAUUGACCGCGAGAAAACAUUUGUUACCCAUGAAAAGGAAAACAAUAAACUCUACGAGUUUACAUCGAAGAAGGCCUAUCGGAUAACAUCGGUUGCACAUCGGUCCCAUGAUAUACCUCAUGGUUUUCAUGGAAAUGCCAAUGUGGUAUUCAAUGGUUCAUUCUACUAUCACAUGUUGAAUUCCAGCAAGGUUGCCAAAUAUAAUUUGUAUACCAAGGGAGAUUUUCGAACCGUAACAUUACCCGGUGCUGGCUAUGAACCUGGCAAUAAAUUGUAUUCAACGGCUUACAAUUACAUGGACUUUAAUGUGGAUGAGGUUGGCUUGUGGGUAAUUUACAGCGGUAAAGAUUCCAGUAAUACCCUGGUGGCAAAGCUGGAUGCUGAAACUCUUGAAAUUAAAUACAACUUUAACAUCACUUUGGAUCAUCGCAAGUUCGGUGAAAUGUUCAUUGUUUGCGGUCAUUUGUAUGCCAUUGACUCGUGCACGGCCAAGAACUCCCAGAUACGCUAUGCCAUCAACCUGUACCAGAAUAAGCUGUUGAAUGUGAAUUUGCCGUUUACAAAUCCUUUUGGCAGUACCGAGACGGUCGGCUACAAUCCCUACACAGUGGAACUCUACUCAUGGGACAAAGGAAAUUCUCUGACAUAUCCCAUACGUUACAAUGAAGAGAUAAUACGGAAUGAUCCUGCAUAAAUUACGGCUGCAUACACACACAGAGGCGCCCUGACACACA
This is a messenger RNA of Musca vetustissima, 3559 nucleotides long. RefSeq lists its product as uncharacterized. The record is from RefSeq and is a predicted model, not a curated record. Gene Ontology annotation, biological process: signal transduction. Bases 1 to 3519 code for a protein of 1172 amino acids. NCBI's taxonomy places the organism in Eukaryota, Metazoa, Arthropoda, Insecta, Diptera, Muscidae. The transcript is spliced from 16 exons.